Onychostoma macrolepis is the source of this 2231-nucleotide messenger RNA. RefSeq names its product N-ethylmaleimide-sensitive factor attachment protein, alpha a (gene napaa). Gene Ontology annotation, biological process: SNARE complex disassembly; intracellular protein transport; regulation of synaptic vesicle priming. The coding region runs from base 223 to 1110 and encodes 295 amino acids. The record is from RefSeq and is a predicted model, not a curated record. NCBI's taxonomy places the organism in Eukaryota, Metazoa, Chordata, Actinopteri, Cypriniformes, Cyprinidae. Gene Ontology annotation, molecular function: soluble NSF attachment protein activity; syntaxin binding. Gene Ontology annotation, cellular component: synaptobrevin 2-SNAP-25-syntaxin-1a complex; vacuolar membrane; terminal bouton. The transcript has 11 exons.
UGCAAUUAUUAACGCAUAACUACUAAUACGUAAUAAUGUAGAAACCACAGUUCGCUUAUUUUGAAAACAAGUAUUUUGCGACAACCCCCACAGUCUUAGCGAAUUUACUUCCGAUUUCCGCAUGAUGUGUCAAUAAAACAAAUAACUUCAUUUCAGGCGAAGUGAAUGGGAUAUUGCUUGGAUAUCAUUCCCUACAGUCUGGCUCAAAUUUAAUCCGACAAAAUGGAUUAUUCUGGAAAAGAAAAGGAGGCUAUGGCCAUCAUGGCUGAGGCAGACAAGAAAAUGAAAACGUCACAUUCGUUAUUCGGAUCGUUUUUUGGGAGUUCCUCCAAGGUCGAGGAGGCCUGUGACUUGUACGUGAGAGCUGCCAACAUGUUCAAGAUGGCAAAGAACUGGAAUGCUGCAGGAGAUGCCUUCUGCAAAGCUGCACAGCUGCAUUUACAGGUGCAAAGCAAGCACAACGCAGCCGUAAACUUUCUUGAUGCUGGCAAUGCGUUCAAAAAGGCUGAUCCUCAAGAGGGCAUAAGCUGUUUCUGUCAGGCCAUUGACAUCUACUCCGACAUGGGACGUUUCAACAUUGCAGCGAAACAACAUAUAUCUAUUGCUGAAAUCUAUGAAUCUGAGUUAUUGGACAUAGAUAAAGCCAUUGCUCAUUAUGAACAGGCAGCAGAUUAUUACAAAGGGGAGGAGUCCACCAGUGCAGCCAACAAAUGUCUUCUCAAAGUGGCAACCUAUGCGGCUCAGAUGGAGCAGUACCAGAAAGCCACUGAAAUAUUUGAGCAGAUCGGGACUUACUCCAUGGACACUACUUUGCUGAAGUAUGGUGCUAAAGACCAUUUCUUCAAAGCAGCUCUGUGUCACUUCUGUGUGGAUAUGCUCAACUGCAAGCUGGCUGUACAGAAGUAUGAGGAAAUGUAUCCAGCCUUCUCAGAUGCUAGAGAGUGCAAACUUCUUAAGAAACUUCUUGAUGCACAUGAAGAGCAGAAUAUUGAUGCAUAUGCUGAUGCAGUAAGGGAAUUUGACUCCAUCACCAGGCUUGAUCAGUGGCAGACCACUAUGUUACUAAGAAUCAAGAAGACCAUUCAGGACGAGGAGAAUGACCUUCGCUAAUGUGAAGUCAUGAUUCCAAGCUCUUUUCCUAUUCUCCCAUUCUUCCUCUCAGUUAACAGUGAUUCCUUUCUUACCGUGUUUAUCAUUCAUUCAUAUAUGUGAAAAUGAAGGUCACGUGCGCAUUAUGCACAUCCCAAAUCCUACUAAACUUUACUUUUAUCCCAAAGAACACUGUGAAGUCUUCUAGAAUGACACUGGGUAGAAUUUCUGUUACAAGCUAUGACCACAAUGUUCCUUUGUUGUAAAUGCAACUCCUCGUAAAUCUGAAUAUUUUAAGUGUUACCAUUUGCGUUCAUGCUUGUGCAGCUUCAGUAGUUGCUUUAUUUAUUAUUCUUUUAUUGAUGGUUGUAAAUGAUCAUUUGAUUUUCACUUGUUACUGACCAAGUCACAAGGCUUGUAUAUGUCAAUAUUUAUUAGUAGUAUUUAUAAGUGAAGAUAAUUCUAGAUUUGUGCAAAAUUCUAUAAUCGUGAUGAUCAGCUGAAACAGUACUAAUUGCUAUCUUCUUGCUUUCCUCUAUGGAAGUAAUUUUCUUCAGUUAGAUCUUAAAUGAAAUGAACUUAGCUUAAAUUAUUAUAAAUGUAGCUUAAAUUAUUUUCUUAUUUGUACCAACGCAAGAAGAGUGAAUUUGCAUGAUGGUUAUGUAUUUUGCAGGACUCUAGGAUGUGAGGAUUUAUCAGUCUUCUUUCCACUGAAGGUGGACUGGUUAACUGUGCAAUGAGGAACCAGCUUGGCAUGAAAAUGUUUUAGUUCUUAUUAAGCUAAUUUCAGCCAAGUUUAAUUUAUUGAUGUAUUACAAUAGGCUCAUAAUUAUAAGUCAUACUGUUUGUUAUCUAAAAUUAACCUGAAUUAAUAAGCUUCUUCUUAAGUUAUUACUUUCUGCAAUUCAGUGCUUUUUUCGUGUUGACAAUUUCAUCUACAUGUUCGGAUGUUUAUGACUAGUCAAGAACCAAUACAGGAACUUAAGCAUGGAAAAAGCAUGGCAGAAGCUUAACGUAACACAAAAAAAAAUGAAGUGUAACACAAAGAAUAAUGUUUGGAGGCAAGCAGUGGAAGCAUGCAUUAAUUCAUCAAAACCUAUGUUAAACUUAUUUAAAAAGCUAAUAAAUAAUUUGAUUCCCUC